UUUCUCUUUUAGACGGCGAUGGCAGCAGGAAAGAGGUCUGCACCGGUUACUGGGGGCCCUUCGAAGAAACGCAAACUCGGCCCCGCCAAACAACCCUCGAAACAAGUCGGGCCUCCCAAAAAAUAUAAUGUCAAGCCGAAGGACAAGAACAAGCAGAAGGCAGCGGACAGAGGAAUGAUCCUCGUACCUGCUAAUGCCAGCGAUGAUGAGGCAUAUCUCUCGGACCAGGAUGUAGAGCUAUUGGAAGAAUAUGGCGGUGCCCUCUCGUUCUUGGAUGGCCUGGAUCAGAAAGCGAUUUCAAGGAGCAAAAAAGAAACAGAAAGACUGCGACAAUUGCAAAAACCGAUCAGGAAAGCACCUGAAGUGGACGAUCUUCCGUCGCUCGACUCGGACGGGGACGAGGACGAGAACGAGGACGAUUGGAGCUCUGGGAUGGUAUCGGAGGAGGACGGGGGCUCAUCCGGCUUCUCUGAAAGUGGAAUGGACUCCGCUUUGGACUCAGACUCGGAUGCUGAGAUGCCCUACGAAAUUGCGCCUCGGAAACACAGGCCAUCCUGGGACUCCGCGAAGGAUACCGCAAUCGAACGGCUGCCUAUCAAGUUGGCCAACGGGCGUGUACAGAAGUCUGGAGUGAAACUCAAGCAACUCUCUACCAGUGAAGACAGUAGCGAAGAGAGCGAGGAGGAAGACGAACGAGUCGAGGAGCCCGCACGAGAAGAUGUUGCCACGGGUGCCAGAUUUGGGCGUCCCGCCGUCGUCGACAUUUUGAGCAACCAAUCCCGGAGUCACCGGAUCCAAGGAGCAAAGGAGCAGAUUGCCAGUAUCUGUCAGGAUAUCAUGGCUGAUCCUGAAGGCAGCCUCGGUCUUCUACGUCGUUUGCAUACGUUCUCUCUCGCUCAAGUAUCAACGCCGACACAUCCUGAUCCCGUUCCUAAUGACCCCGUGAUCCGCAAACUCGCAAUCCUUUCCCAGCUCGCAGUGUUCAAAGACAUCAUCCCUGGAUACCGAAUCCGUGCAUUAUCGGACAAGGAGAAAGCAGAAAAAGUCAGCCAGAUGGUCGCACGAACACGAGAAUGGGAACAAGGACUAGUGGUGGUCUAUCAGAACUAUUUGCGAGCGCUUGAAGCUGAGCUGAAAGCCAAAAGUGAACUCGCUGAUAUUGCUCUGGGGGCGAUGUGCACGCUACUGACAGAACUGAUCCAUUUCAACUUUCGCGUGAAUCUCAUGAACUGCAUCGUGGCAAGACUGAGCAGAAAGUCCUGGGACAAGAUGUCGCAAAACUGUCUCGACACGUUGGUGAAAACGUUCAAAAGUGAUGUCACUGGCACAGCAUCGCUCGAAAUCGUUCGUGUGAUCAACCGGAUGGUCAAGGAAAAGCGAUUCAAUGUGAACCCCAAUGUGUUGACAUGUCUCAUGCAUCUCCGGCUCAAAACGGAACUGGGCGUCCGCUCAUCUGACUCGCACGCGGACAAGCCCGACCAGCCCAAACGCAGCUCAGCCAGUAAGGAUGCUGCAAGACGAUCAAAGGGAAAGGCCACGUCCCAGCCCCAUCUCAGUAAAGCGGCGCGGAAGGUCGCGAAAGAGAAGCGAGAGAUCGAUCGCGAGUUCCGGGAAGCUGAGGCACAAGUUGAUAAAGAGGAGAGGUCUGCCACCCACACCGAGACGCUCAAGCUGCUAUUCGUUCUGUAUUUCAAGAUCAUCAAGCACGACAGGCCCACUGCAUUGCUACCCGCAGCUUUGCAAGGGAUAGCCAGAUACUCGCAUCUCGUCAACAUUGACUUUUUCCGUGAUCUCCUCAAAGUCCUGAAGGACUUGGUGGUGCGCGAGAUCGAGAGCGAAGAAGACGAUGAGCCAGACAUGACACGUGAUGUGCGACUUCGUCUCCAGUGCAUCGUGACUGCAUUCGAGCUAUUGAGUGGACAAGGUGAAGCAUUGAACAUUGAUCUCAUUGUUCCGCGCGUUGGAGCUGUCGUUUGCGCCGAGAUCAGCUGGAAGUGCAGCACCACCUUGGCGGGCCGCAGCAUUUGCAAAACGGCUGCUUACAGCAUCGUUACACUGGUCCCAAAAGCAGCUCUUCGCUCCAUCAAGUUCGUUGCAGGGCUGAUUGGCCGAGAUGGGAAGAUCGCGGCCAUGCUGUCGACGGAAGAGCGUGCGCUGGAUGGCAGCUACCGACCGGAAGUGGAUGAUCCCCAGUUGUGCAAUCCCUUUGGCACGUGCUUCUGGGAGCUUGCUGCUCUGAGCAGUCAGCACUGGGAUCCUGACGUCCGUUCCGAGGCUGCCAAAGUCUUAUCGUCCAGUCGAGCGUAG
Messenger RNA from Mycena citricolor, 2307 nucleotides. The record is from the annotation of a GenBank genome assembly. NCBI's taxonomy places the organism in Eukaryota, Fungi, Basidiomycota, Agaricomycetes, Agaricales, Mycenaceae.